Messenger RNA from Cordyceps fumosorosea ARSEF 2679, 1689 nucleotides. RefSeq lists its product as hypothetical. NCBI's taxonomy places the organism in Eukaryota, Fungi, Ascomycota, Sordariomycetes, Hypocreales, Cordycipitaceae. The transcript has 2 exons. The record is from RefSeq and is a predicted model, not a curated record. The coding region runs from base 1 to 1689 and encodes 562 amino acids.
AUGGCGCGGCCGCCGAACCCGAUCGAUCAGUACCGUGAGUAUGUCACGUCUCUCUACCUGAAUGGAACCUCUCGAAGCAAGAUUAAGGAUAAGCUGCAGCGCCACUUCAAUGUCACCGUUGACGACAGCACGAUCUCGCGCCGCAUUGCAAAAUGGGGUCUCCCACGACAGCAAUCCCGCACCACAGAGACACCCAAGCUGGUCGAGGCCGUCCGAGACCUUAUUUUCCGUGUUGGCCUGACCGAGAAGCAGACUCUGAGCGUUCUCCAGCGGCAAGGUUGGCCGAUCACCAGAAGCGGUCUAAAACGCAUCCGCCUUCACCCCGACCGCCGCUGGAUGCGGCGUGUCGAUAGCGAUGCCGAACGCCUCGCAUUGCUAGCAAAGACAGAGGCACUCAUAAUUGAAAUGACUCAGCGUUCCAAUGCCAUCCUAGGAUACGGCAGAAGGCUUCUGCAACCCUACCUCCGUCAGCAAAAGCAGUUGUGGGUGCCGAGAGAUCCCCUUUUUGAGAUGUACAAAGUCAUGUUUCCGAACGAGGUUGAGAUGCGGAAGAGGAUGAUGCGGAGGAAGAAGGGACAGUUCCUCGUUCCUGGGCCAAACUACCAGUGGUGCAUUGACGGCCACGACAAGCUCAAAGCGUAUGGGUUCGAGAUUUACGCUGCAAUUGAUGCCUACUCGCGCAACAUUAUCUGGUUCUAUGUUGGCCACUCUGCUACAACUGCUCUGAGCGUAUUGAAGCAGUACCUGGCUGCCUGUGAUGCCUAUGGCUUUAGACCGUGGUACUUGCAAGCGGACAGGGGCCGCGAGACGCCCUUGGUCGCAGCCGCGCAUUGGAACUUUGCUCUGGCCUCAGGCGGGCGCAUAGAAUGGAAUGGACAGGUUUUCCAGCAAGGUCAAAGAUUGAUUGACUGUUACAAGGCGGCCCCUAGCACGAAGAACGUCAAGAUUGAGAGCUGGUGGGAGCGGAUGCUUCAUGUCUCGUCACGACAAUGGGUGGACUAUUUCGGUGAGCUCGCUAGGGAUGGCGACUUUAAUGCAGAGAUGUUGGAGGACCAGAUCGCCAUGUACGCCGUAUUCGAGGAUGUACUCCGUCAAGAGCUUUUUGACUUCGUCGAAACGUGGAACCUGCACCACAUACGCCUCCAAAAGAACCGCCCACACGUGGUCCAUGGCCAACCUUGGAUGAACUAUCAUUACCCCGACCCCAGCAAGGCUUGCAAUUGGGGUGUACCAAUCGACCGUUCGAUCCUUGCCGAAAUGGAAAGGCCAGUGGCUGCACUUGACAUCAGUACAUGCUUGGAGCCGGAGACAAAAGCCUGGUGCCGCCGGAUUCUCACGGAAAUGGGUUACGACGAGGUGGUGGGUGGCCGCCACCGAGACUCUGACAAGCUUCGCCCGCUUAAACGCUCCUAUAUGGGCCUGCGUGGACGGAUCGUUGGGCACCUUGAGAGUCAGUUGUCUCCCAUACUGGCUUACCGCCGGGCACCGACAGGAGGAGUUGCAGAAUAUCAAGCAAUGCUUACCCGCGUAAACCAGGCCCAGCAAGAGGAGCUGGUAAGCGGGGAGCUAGCAGAAGAGCCACUCGUUGAGCUGGGGCACAGUGACGAAGAAGGACAUGAUAUUGAAGGUAUAAGUGAGAACAAUGGAGGUGCAGAGGACGGCGAACUUGAGGACGACGCGUCAGGCUAG